AUGCCGGGGAAGGUUCUGAUUAAAAUUUAUCUUAAAUUUUUUUUAACGAUAAAUAAAACGAUAAUUUUCUUUAAGUGGAACUGUUUAUUAAAGUGAAAAAUAAGAAAAAGAGGAACUGAUAUCCAAACACCAAUCUGAAUAGUUUAUAGACGUCUUUGGAGUCCGAGUCGGAUUUGAAGUUUUGAGCGCUGUUUCUGCUGUAAACUGUAAGCAGGGACGUUCUAGACCAUUCGCUCGCAUCGAGGCCGUCUACUUCUUUUGGAAGAUUCUCCCUUUAUACCGAAGAGAUGUCGGCACAGAAUCUUUUGUGCUAUAAUAGCGGGUGCGGGAUGACUUUCGACCCCAAGGAGAACAAAGAAGAUUCUUGCAGAUACCACAGUGGAGUUCCAGUUUUCCAUGAUGCUUACAAAGGAUGGUCUUGUUGCAAGAAAAAAUGUACUGAUUUUACAGAAUUUCUCAAUAUAAAGGGCUGCUGCUUAUCUUAUCAUUCGAACGUGAAACCACCCGAACCUGAGAAACCACAGAAUGCCGUUAUAGAACAAGAAGUUAUUGAAGUUAAACCAAUAAUGGCGCAAAGAUUACCACGGCCACCUUUAGACACGCCAUUGGUGCAGAUUAAACCAACUGUUACAGAUUCGCUGAUUAAACAAUUAUCCUUGUUAACAUGUGAGAAGCAAAGCAGUGUACAAGUCGAUGACAAUGUUCUUCAGAUUGGGACCACUUGCAAAAACAAUUCUUGUAAAACGGUUUAUGAAGGGCCGCAUACGAAUGAGACUACAUGCACAUAUCAUUCAGGUGUGCCAAUAUUCCACGAAGGGCUUAAAUAUUGGACAUGCUGCAUGAAGAAGACAACUGAUUUUGAAACGUUCCUUUCCCAAGUUGGCUGUAAAACCGGGGAUCAUGUUUGGACACAAAAAAAGCUAAAAGCUGGUGACAUCAAGUGUCGGACAGAUUGGCACCAGACAGAAAAAUUUGUCUAUUUUACAAUUUUUGGAAAGAAAGCUGAUCCUGAUAAUUCUACAUUUGAAAUGAAUCCCAUUAGGAUUAAAUUCUCCCUGUUCUUCCCUGAACAGAGUGGUAGCUUUGAAAAAGACAUGGAGCUCAGUGGGAUAAUAGAUAUAGAAAAUAGCAAGGUAACAAUGUCACCAGCGAAAGUAGAAAUUCAAUUGAGGAAAAAAGAACCAGGCAGCUGGUCUAGAUUUGAAGCGAUCAAGUACGAAGAUUCUAACGAUACCAAAUUUAAAGAUUCUGAUAAGAAAGAAGAAACUUCACAGAUUGAAUCUGUCGAUUUAAGCUGUAUAUAAAUAAAUUACAAAACCAAGAUGUUUUACUUAA
This is a messenger RNA of Cimex lectularius (bed bug), 1335 nucleotides long. It is a transcript of the gene mora, whose product is annotated as cysteine and histidine-rich domain-containing protein. The transcript is spliced from 7 exons. NCBI's taxonomy places the organism in Eukaryota, Metazoa, Arthropoda, Insecta, Hemiptera, Cimicidae. The record is from RefSeq and is a predicted model, not a curated record. The coding region runs from base 288 to 1304 and encodes 338 amino acids.